This is a messenger RNA of Galleria mellonella (greater wax moth), 1400 nucleotides long. Its product is annotated as ATPase ASNA1 homolog. NCBI's taxonomy places the organism in Eukaryota, Metazoa, Arthropoda, Insecta, Lepidoptera, Pyralidae. Gene Ontology annotation, cellular component: GET complex. The transcript has 5 exons. The record is from RefSeq and is a predicted model, not a curated record. Gene Ontology annotation, biological process: post-translational protein targeting to endoplasmic reticulum membrane. Bases 155 to 1162 code for a protein of 335 amino acids. Gene Ontology annotation, molecular function: ATP binding; ATP hydrolysis activity.
CUUACUCUGUGGUUUUGUCAGUCAUGUCAUUAUUCUUAAAUCUUAAUCAAUUCUGUUUUGUCUAAAUUUGAUUUAUACAUUUAUUAAUUCUGUGAUUAAUUUUCUACCACAAUCUUUAUUUUCAUUCCGAAAUUUAUUUAUUUAGUUUUAAAUAAUGGAUGAUGAAAAUAGAGAUUUCGAACCUUUAGAACCUUCGUUGCGAAAUGUGAUAGAACAAAAGUCAUUAAGAUGGAUAUUCGUCGGAGGUAAAGGUGGUGUUGGCAAAACAACGUGCAGUUGCAGUCUGGCAGUUCAGUUGUCUAAAGUGAGAGAAUCUGUGUUGAUUAUUUCUACAGAUCCAGCACACAAUAUAUCUGAUGCAUUUGAUCAGAAGUUUUCAAAGGUUCCAACCAAAGUGAGGGGUUUUGAAAACCUGUUCGCUAUGGAGAUUGACCCAAAUGUUGGACUCACUGAACUUCCAGAGGAGUAUUUCGAGGGUGAAACAGAAGCAAUGAGAUUAGGCAAGGGGGUGAUGCAAGAGAUUGUUGGAGCAUUUCCUGGUAUUGAUGAGGCUAUGAGCUAUGCAGAGGUAAUGAAACUUGUGAAAGGAAUGAAUUUUAGUGCAGUUGUGUUUGACACGGCACCUACUGGACACACACUACGUUUGCUCUCAUUUCCACAAGUAGUUGAGAGAGGACUUGGUAAACUUAUGCGCUUGAAAUCUAAGGUUGCGCCAUUCAUAAAUCAGGUGGCAACGUUGUUUGGCUUGGCAGAGUUUAACUCUGAUAUGUUUAGUAAUAAAAUGGAUGAGAUGCUGUCUGUGAUCAGACAAGUAAACGCCCAGUUCAAGGACCCAAACCAGACAACAUUUGUAUGUGUGUGCAUAGCUGAAUUUUUAUCAUUGUAUGAAACGGAACGCUUAGUUCAAGAGCUAACGCGAUGUGGCAUAGACACACAUAACAUUAUUGUCAAUCAGCUGUUAUUACGCACUUCUGCACCAUGUGAGCUUUGUGCCGCUAGGCAUAAGGUACAAGAGAAGUAUUUAGAACAAAUUGCUGAUUUGUAUGAGGAUUUCCAUGUGACAAAAUUACCUCUACUAGAUAAGGAAGUACGCGGCGCUGCGGCUGUCAAUGCCUUUUCAGAGUAUUUGAUUAAACCUUAUGUACCACCAUCUAAUACAUGAAAAUCUCCAUUGCAUUUCACUGCGAACCCAUAAAAAUAAUGAACAUAGAAUUAUUAUUAUUCCAAUCAUUUAUAUUUCUCUGUGUAAAGUAAUAUAUCUGGGAAGGCUUUUAUUUUCACUAAAAGGUGCUAUUCACAUAAGAGUAUGCCAAUUUUUGUGAUUAAUCAUUUCAAUAAGAAAUAAAUAAAUUCUUUAAAUUUGUGAAUUGUUUUCCAAAUAAUAAAUGUAAUAUAUGUGA